Molecule: messenger RNA, 957 nt
Organism: Gryllus bimaculatus (two-spotted cricket)
Lineage: Eukaryota; Metazoa; Arthropoda; Insecta; Orthoptera; Gryllidae
Source: the annotation of a GenBank genome assembly
AUGGUGUACCAAAUUACAGUGGAACCGGGAAAAGACAAUAAUGAACCCAGGGAAAGUCUUUACGACGCCAUUACUCCACUCAAAGAACUGGCAAUAAACGAAAAUACGACAAACUUAAUGGUAGCACACUCCAACGCGCAACGGUCUCUGGAGUUGCGGAAAACAAUUGAAUGUAUUUUUUUAAAUACAAACAUAGACAUCCAGUUAUGCACUUCUCAACGCCAACCUGUACCAAACAAGAGAGAGCUUAAAAAGAAAGCUCCAAAACAACCUUCCACUGGCUUCGUUGUGACAUGCGAAGGCAUAGAGAUGACGUAUGCAGAGCUUUUGAAGGAUAUUAAAAAUAAACUGCAAGUGGCAGGAGGUCUAGACAAAGUGAACUCCGUCAGGAAAACAAAAGCAGGUGACUUAGUCCUUUCAUUGAAAGAAGGUGAAAUGGAAGUCAAAAGCAUUAUAACGAAACAACUUGAGAGGACAAAUGCUCGUAUCGUGGAUCAUCGCAGAACAAUACUAUAUGUUAAGCACCUCGAUGCAAUAACAACAGCUGAAGAACUCCAAGAAAGACUGCGCGCGGAGGCAGGAAAUGAAGACGUAACUGUCCGAUCCAUGAGACCGGCAUAUGGUGAGACUCAAUCGGCUACGGUUGAAGCAUACGAAGAAACUGCAGAGCACCUCUGUAAAAUAGGAAGAAUAAAUGUAGGAAUGGUGUACUGCUUUGUUAGCAGAAGAUUGGAUGUCCGGAGGUGUCAUCUCUACUGGAGUUAUGGACAUAUUGCAACUAACUGCCGCGGCGAAGACAGGAGAAAUAAAUGCUAUAACUGCGAACACGAGGGACACAUGCAUGCAAGAACCCAGCUUAUUGUCCUCUUUGCAAUGAAGACCACAGGGCAGGCACUGGUGCCUGCUGGUCAUUCGGUAAAGCUCUUAGACAGGCAAGAAACGCUCAAUCAUGAUUAA